Messenger RNA from Echinops telfairi (small Madagascar hedgehog), 668 nucleotides. It is a transcript of the gene HIGD1B, whose product is annotated as HIG1 hypoxia inducible domain family member 1B. The transcript has 5 exons. Gene Ontology annotation, cellular component: mitochondrion. Bases 288 to 587 code for a protein of 99 amino acids. Gene Ontology annotation, biological process: mitochondrial respirasome assembly. The record is from RefSeq and is a predicted model, not a curated record. NCBI's taxonomy places the organism in Eukaryota, Metazoa, Chordata, Mammalia, Afrosoricida, Tenrecidae.
CACUUAGUCUUCUAACUGAGGAUGCCGCAUGAUUCGCAUGCCUAAGCUUCAGUGUCAAUCGGAGAGGGUUUUGACUCAGCCAGAUUGCGGGGAAGCACUUUGUCUCCAAAAAGGCCAUGUCACUGCUUCCCUGACCCCAUAGUGGCAGUUCCAUCCUCAGCUCUUGGUCAGCUCGAAACAGCAGAUGCUGCACACUGGCCGAGCAGCCCACACUCAGCCUGCAGCUCAGAGGGAUUGAGCAGCUUCGGUGCCCCCUUGCUAACCUGAGGUGGGGAGGAGCCAGGAUCAUGUCUGCCAACAAAGGCUGGUGGGUGCCAACUGAAGGUGAAGACAGCGUGUCUGAAAAACUCAUGAGGAAGACCAGGGAGUCUCCACUGGUCCCCAUAGGCUUGGGAGGCUGCCUGGUGGUGGCAGCCUACAGGAUUUACCGGCUGAAGGCACGUGGCCCCACCAAGAUGUCCAUCCAUCUGAUCCACACCCGAGUAGCAGCACAGGCCUGUGCCGUGGGGGCCAUUCUGCUGGGCGCUGUGUACACCAUGUACCGAGACUACACCACCAAGACAGCACAGGACGCCGGGGAGAAGUAAGAGCCCACGGGGCCUGGCAGCCAGACUCCCUUUCGCUAGACCCCCUUGUGUCCUCCCAAUAAAGUCGUUCUGAGGACAGUG